Messenger RNA from Cuculus canorus (common cuckoo), 4489 nucleotides. It is a transcript of the gene TAB2, whose product is annotated as TGF-beta activated kinase 1 (MAP3K7) binding protein 2. Bases 527 to 2623 code for a protein of 698 amino acids. Lineage: Eukaryota; Metazoa; Chordata; Aves; Cuculiformes; Cuculidae. Gene Ontology annotation, biological process: positive regulation of protein kinase activity. The record is from RefSeq and is a predicted model, not a curated record. The transcript has 7 exons. Gene Ontology annotation, molecular function: K63-linked polyubiquitin modification-dependent protein binding; ubiquitin binding.
UUGAUUUGGAAGAGCAGCGAGUGGGGGGAGGAGGAGGAGGAAGAAGGAGGAGGAGAAGGAGAAGAAGAAGAAGGGGGUGGGGAGGCCGGGAGCGACGCGCAGCCGGGAGCGGUUCCAGCUGAGAGACCGGAGCGGCACCGACACCCACCGAGCCCCCCAGCCCGGCCUCUCCCGCCCGCGACGGCAGCACGGACCCCCCCCCUUCCCUUCCGCCUCCUCCUCCUCCUCGCUGCCCUCCUCCUCCCCCCCCGGCGCGGGACGGCGGCGGCGGGAGGCUGCGGAGCGGGCCGGGUCGGCGGGGUCCCCCCUGCCGGGCGGAGGCGGCGGCGGCGCUGGUGGCGGCGGUAGCGGCGGCUGCCGUGGUGGGGGCGGCGGAGGAGGAGGAGGCGGAGGAGGAGGAGGAGAAGAAGAAGAAGCAGCAGGAGCAGCAGCAGCGGGAAAAUGCUGGGACAGAAGAGAUGAGUACUCCCUUUACUAAGGCCUGAAACUGCCUGUUGAAAAACAAUCCUGACCAGGCAAUAUACGAAUGGCCCAAGGAAGCCAGCAAAUUGAUAUUCAGGUUUUACAUGACCUGCGACAGAAGUUUCCUGAGGUACCUGAAGGUGUUGUAUCCAGAUGCAUGUUACAGAAUAACAAUAAUUUGGAUGCCUGUUGUGCAGUUCUCUCUCAGGAGAGCACAAAGUAUCUCUACGGUGAAGGAGACCUAGGUUUUUCGGAUGACUCUGGGAUUCCUGGACUACGAAAUCACAUGACAUCUCUUAAUUUGGAUUUGCAGUCACAGAAUGUGUAUCAUCAUGGAAGAGAAGGAAGUAGAAUGAAUGGAAGUAGGACUCUAUCUCACAGCGUCAGUGAUGGACACCUUCAAACCAGUCAAUCCAACAAUGAACUGUUCCAGCAGGAACCACAGACAGCACCUGCACAGGUUCCACAAGGAUUUAAUGUCUUUGGGAUGGCUAAUACAGUUAGUACUUCUAAUCCAGGGCAGCAUCUUGGCUUUCACAUAGGCAGCAAAGGAGUGUCUAACUUGUCUCAACAAACGCCCAGAUUCAACCCUAUUAUGGUAACUUUAGCCCCAAAUAUUCAGCCUGGUCGCAAUACGCCUACGUCUUUGCACAUACAUGGUGUACCUCCUCCUGUACUUAACAGUCCACAGGGAAAUUCUAUCUAUAUUAGGCCUUACAUUACAGCUCCUAGUGGAACCGCUCGACAGACACAGCAGCAGCCAGGCUGGGCAUCUCAGUUUAAUCCCGUGCACCCUCAGCAAGUCUACCAGCCUUCGCAGCCAAGUCCCUGGACUACUCUUCCAACAUCCAGUAAUACGCCACAUACCUCAUCGCAACACUCAACUCAGCCAAAUCAGCAAGGCCACCAGACUUCUCAUGUCUAUAUGCCUAUCAGUUCUCCUACUACUCCACAAGCACCUACAAUUCAUUCAUCUGGUAGCUCACAAUCCUCCGCUCAUAGCCAAUAUAACAUUCAGAAUAUAUCCACAGGACCUCGCAAAAACCAAAUUGAAAUCAAACUUGAACCACCACAAAGAAACAGUUCUUCUAAGUUGCGUUCAACUGGCCCUCGCUCCUCCACUAAUCCCUCUUCCCUCAACAGUCAGACAUUAAGUAGAAGUCAACCCACUGUUUACAUAUCGGCCAGUCCUCCAAAUAAUGAUGAGGUGGUCACACGCGGUCAACCCAAGGUCUACAUUUCAGCAAAUGCCACAACAGGAGAUGAUCAAGUUGUGCGGAACCAGCCCACGCUUUUCAUAUCGACAAAUCCUGGAGUAUCUGCUACUUCUAGGAAUAUGUCUGGUCAAGUAAGCAUGGGUCCUGCAUUUAUUCAUCACCAUCCACCCAAGAGUCGAGCAGUGGGCAACAGCACCACUGCAACCUCUCCUCGAGUGGUUGUUACGCAGCCUAACACAAAAUAUACUUUUAAAAUUACAGUUUCUCCAAAUAAGCCCCCUGCAGUUUCCCCGGGGGUAGUAUCCCCAACCUUUGAACCUACAAACCUUCUAAACCUUCCUGAUCACUAUGUUGAACCAGAGGGUAUCCAGCAUCUUACUGACCCUGUUUUAGCACAUGUGGAUAGGAUCAGUGAUGCACGGAAAUUGAGUAUGGGAUCUGAUGAUGCUGCCUACACGCAAGCUUUACUGGUACACCAGAAGGCCAGGAUGGAGCGACUUCAACGAGAACUUGAGAUUCAAAAGAAAAAGUUGGAUAAACUAAAAUCAGAGGUCAAUGAAAUGGAGAAUAAUCUAACACGAAGGCGCCUGAAAAGAUCGAAUUCUGUUUCCCAAAUUCCAUCACUGGAAGAAAUGCAACAGUUAAGAAGUUCUAACAGACAGCUGCAGAUAGACAUAGAUUGCCUAACCAAAGAGAUUGAUCUUUUUCAAGCAAGAGGACCACAUUUUAAUCCCAGCGCUAUUCAUAAUUUUUAUGAUAAUAUUGGAUUUCUUGGUCCGGUGCCACCAAAGCCCAAAGAUCAGAGGUCCAUUAUGAAAACGCCAAAGACUGUUCCAGACACAGAUGAAGAUGAGGGAGCUCAGUGGAGUUGUACUGCCUGUACUUUUUUAAACCAUCCAGCCUUAAAUCGAUGUGAACAGUGUGAAAUGCCCAGGCAUUUCUGAGCCAACAGGCCCAUUACCUUUUGUAAAACCAUAGCAGAUGUACAAGGAACUAUCCAGUCAUGGGGGUACAAAAAAAGCACUUGUGCGUAAGAUUUUGUAAAAUUGAAGGUGUGAUAAAAUGGUAUUUUGCUAAUGUUAAAUGUCUGCCCACAGAGCUAGUAAUACCUCAGUGUUGUGUCACAGGCAGUUGAAAUUCAUUGGCUGGAAGGUAAUCUGCUGAAAGACUCAGUUGCCGGCUGUCUAAACCAUGUACAGUAUUACCAGUAUCCCAGUAACAUACACCAUGUUCAGUGCUUGGGUGUUGCCCAUCCUCUUCUCUGCCCCAAUGUCACUACUGAAGUUUGACAGGGGAAAGGAAUAGAGUGCUAACAUGUUUGUUUUCAGAGCUUUCAGUGAAACACUACAUGCACAGAGGAGAUCUAAAAGGAACAAGGUUUAACCAUUUAAAUUGUUUGCUGCCACGUAGUGCCUUCAAUAAAGGGAAGAACUUCACAAAUCAAUGGUACUCUUUGCCUUGUCUUCCCUGUCAUCUCUGUGAAGCCAGAAAUGAGUACAAUCAUGUCUAAAGAUAAAAAGGAAAAACUGCAUGCGUUGUCUGUACAGUACACACAGUGAAAUACCCCAAAGCUUUUCCUACUGUACAUAGCUCUAGAGCCUGCUUUAAGUGAUUUCUUUUCUUCACCUUUAUUAUUUUCUUGUACUUCUGUAUGUAUAGUGUAAUAGUCUUUUUUGUUAACUUUCUUUUUUCCCUUUAAGUGAUUAAGCACGAUCAUGUCCCUUUUUUUAAGCUUUUAUCUGAGAGAAGUGAUGCCUUAAAAUAAGAGCAUUAAUGAGAAACUAUGCACAAAAUAGUUUUCCUCUGCUCAUUCUGUACGUUGCUUUUGUAAAUGCUGAUGAUCUGUGAAGACCUGCAGAUGCAGCGUGGUAAAAAUGUGGAAAAGUUGGAAGAGUUAUGCAUAUAGUUCACUCUGUACACUGAGUUUUACGGUGGGUGACACGAGGUAGCAUUUUGUCUGGCAUGAGGAAUCUUUAUACUAAGAAACUCUCAACCCACCAACAGAUCAGCAUCCGAUUUAAGCUUGCUUCAUCUGCUGGGUAUCUUGCAGACUCCUGAAUAAGAGAUUCAUUGGGGAAGUACCUACAGUGCCAAAAUCAACAGCAGCAGCAUCGUACAGCUUUGUUCAAGGACUUUAAAUGCUUUCCUGUUUGGGCAGCCAGUUUCUAAACCUGACUUUGUGGUGAAGUCUCGUAUUUAUAGAAAACAAGGAUAGCAAUAUUUAGGACAACUGAAAUAAAGGCUGGAAAAGAGAAGUCAAACAGACUUGAACACUGAAGCAACCUCAAGCAUCUCUUUAUUUUGAUGAUCUAUUUUUUUAAUGAAAAUAUUCACAUGAUCGGGGAUCUAUGUAACAGAUCAAGAAAAUGGAAUUCCAGUACGGUAUGCAUGAAAGACGGCACGCAAAGAAUUAUGUAGCAGCACUUAGGGUGAGGCUGGAGGGAGUGGUAACAAUGUAGCAAGAGACAAAGUAGACUGUCACCCACUGUAAACAUUUGCCAGUGGACACUUUUAUUAGGAGUUUUACAAGUGAUCUAUGUGAAUGCACAGAGGCCUUUGUUUUGAAGGCUUUGCAUUUUUUUUAUGUGGGAAGAAAACGCCAGUCCCAGGUAAUUAGGUGGUAGACCCAAAGCACUUGCAUUCAAUACAUUUUGUUUAUAAAAUGAGGCCUUGUUUUUCAGCUUCAUCUGCAGUUCUAUGUGAAGAUUGACAAAUCAGUUUUUACCUGUUUAUUAAUAAAACCUAAUUUGGAUAUCUUGAGUUGAUGGUUUUGUGAUUUAGCUGGGUAAACUGUCUUUGUAACAGAUAAG